Messenger RNA from Desarmillaria tabescens, 2449 nucleotides. Its product is annotated as putative halogenase. The coding region runs from base 454 to 2016 and encodes 520 amino acids. The transcript is spliced from 10 exons. Gene Ontology annotation, molecular function: monooxygenase activity. NCBI's taxonomy places the organism in Eukaryota, Fungi, Basidiomycota, Agaricomycetes, Agaricales, Physalacriaceae. The record is from RefSeq and is a predicted model, not a curated record.
AUUGCGGGCUCCAACACAUACAUGUUCGUUUGCGCGUCUAUUUCUAUGAUUGCAGGUACUGAUAUCUGCUCGGUAUAACCGCGAUAGCCGUUAGUACACAGCCGCUGUCGGAAGAGUUGAAGCUCAGCCACCCCUAUACGCCUUUAAUAUGGUCUUGUUGCGACCAAAAAACUCCGUUUUCAAUCAUCCCACGUCGUUGGACCUGCUCUCAUGACUUUUUUUUUCGAAACAAUCGCAUUGACGGAUCACGCCACAAAAUCAUAAAAUAACACCGUUUGUGAAACCGAGGUAUCAGUCCCUAGCCUAACUAGUCGAUAGAGCUCAUGCAGGCCCUACUGCCUGAGACUGGUGAGGAACUACCUUGUACGCAAAAAAAGAAACAAAGCCGUUUGGGAAGUAUGCUUUCACUUAAAAAGCGUCGAAGAACAACAGGUGGUAUCAUUGCAUUUCAUCAUGGAAGCGCAAGUGCCUUUGUCAACGAACAUUACUGUGAUCGGGGGAGGACCUGCGGGGUCUUAUGCUGCCGCCGUUCUCGCAAGAGAGGGCUUCGAAGUCACGCUCCUCGAGAAAGAUGUCUUCCCUCGCUAUCACAUAGGAGAGAGCAUGCUCCCAUCCUGCCGUCCGUUCCUCAGAUUUAUCGACUUUGAGGAGAAGAUGAAAAACUACGGUUUCUUUCCAAAGCCCGGUGCUGCGCUCAAACUCAAUCAGGAUAAACGCGAAGGAUAUACCGAUUUCACCGCUAACGGCCCAGAUAACGCGGCUUGGAACGUGGUGCGAUCGGAAUUUGACGAUCUCCUUCUUCGCCAUGCAGCGGAAUUGGGCGUCCAUGUGCAUGAGGGUGUCCGAGUUGAGAAAAUCCAUUUUUCUCCUGACGAGCCUGCUCGUCCCGUUUCAUUGGCUUGGAGCAAAGUCGAUGGGACGCAGGGAGAUGUGUCCUUUAAUUGGCUUGUUGACGCUUCUGGGAGGAACGGAUUGAUGUCCACGAGAUACCUGAAGAAUAGGUCGUUCAACAAGUCUCUUAAGAACGUUGCUGUGUGGGGAUAUUGGACCGGUGCUGGACGUUACGCGCCUGGGACAAAAAGGGAGAACGCACCGUGGUUUGAGGCUUUGACUGAUGAAACGGGUUGGGCUUGGUUUAUUCCUCUUCACAACGGAGCUACCAGCGUUGGUGUUGUUCUGGCGGAAGACGAGAGCAAGCGCAAGAAAGCCCAGUACCGUUCAGAAUCGAAUGGGAAAUCGCUUUCGGAAGUACAGCAUGAUUGCUACAUGGCAGAUCUCCAACGAGCUCCAGGACUGAUUCAGCUACUGGGAGACGCGGAAUUUGAAGGGAAGCUUAUGUCUGCGGGUGACUAUAGCUAUCAUGCGUCGGAAUAUGCUGGUUCUCACUUUCGUAUCGCUGGGGAUGCGGGAGCUUUUAUUGACCCAUUCUUCUCAUCUGGUAUCCACCUGGCACUUACCGGCGGAUUGUCUGCAGCGAGUACCAUUGCCGCAUCCAUCAGAGGGAAUUGUACAGAAGCUGAGGCCUACGGGUUCCACAGCUCGAAAGUAGAAACCGCUUAUACACGGUUCCUCUUUGUUGUGCUCGGCAUCUAUAAGCAGAUACGGGCCCAGCAAACGGCUGUUCUGUACGAGGACGAAGAAGACAAUUUUGACAGGGCAAUCGAUUCUCUUAGACCUGUCAUUCAGGGUUGCGCGGAUGCCGAUGAAAAUCUCACGGAAGCGGAGCUUCAGAACACGCUGGAUUUCUGUAAAAGCGUCCUUGCGCCUAACCAACAGAAGGAAAAAGAAGGUGGUGCUCAACGACAGGGUAAUCUGGCAGAUCCAGAAGGGACGGACACAGGUGCUGUCGACAAGCUCGCCGGAGCAAACAUGGGAGCAAAGGGCACAGAGCCUGAAGUCGAUGGGAAGAAUCCACUAGAACUGAUGGACGACUGUAAGAGAAAUUUCGGAACGGAGAUCAUCAACGGGUUCUAUGUUAAGAUGGAACAAGGGAUGCUGGGUCUCGUGCGUGCAUAGCAUCCAUCCAAUUUUUUCUAUACAAAGUUUAGCCUGUAAAUGAAGAGUUAGGUAAAUCAAGGUACCUGUAUUAUAUAUUUAUAAGUUCGCUUUAUCGUCGAUUGAUCGUCUACAUGGAACAAGUUAACAACACCAUCUUGUCACUUGAGGUAUCUAGCCGGGAUACCGCAACUUUGCAAGCACUAGACUGCAUCCAUGUAUACGGUAGCGAUGCAAACACAUUUCGGGAUCUCACACUAUACUUACCGAUGAUGAGAUCUUUUCAUGAAGGACAUGGAUAAAGGUUUUAAAUGAGCGUAGGCGAUAAGAAGGAAUGACUGAGAUGAGCGGGUAUUGCAACUGAUGAGUUCCCUGUCAAAUGAGAUGAAUAUUAAUGAAUAGUCUCCUGCGCCGGGUGAGCCAAUCAGUUUACGAGGGAAGACGGAAAGAGCUA